Molecule: messenger RNA, 625 nt
Organism: Fragaria vesca subsp. vesca
Lineage: Eukaryota; Viridiplantae; Streptophyta; Magnoliopsida; Rosales; Rosaceae
Exons: 4
Coding region: 80-625 (181 amino acids)
Biological process (GO): signal transduction; defense response
Molecular function (GO): ADP binding; protein binding
Source: RefSeq, a predicted model, not a curated record
CAGUUACCUGACUGGUUCUCGAAUUUAAAAUCUUUGAGAUCAUUAAAUCUACGUAGGUGUGGUCUACCAAAAAAUUUUCAUGAUAGGCUCUUCUGGUCGACUUCACUGCAGAGUCUGGAUUUGGGUGAAAAUGAUUUGGUGUAGUGUGUUACAGUCUUUGCCAAGAAAUCUUCCAUUCAAUCUAAAAUAUGUCAAUGCACGAGAAUGUCCCAUGUUGAAGAAUAAUGCCGAUACUUUGACAAUGUGGGCUUCCGGGAAACGGUUCUGCUUCAUAAAUUGUGGACAAUCAGAAGAGGAUAAUGUUCAGGCAAGCCAUGUUCCAGUUCCAGAAGACAAUAUUGGACUACUCUUUUCCAAAUACAUUCAGAAUCGAAUCUAUGGUAAAAAACCAUUCGAAUUUCGUUUUCCACAUAGUACAAGAAUCCCCCAUUUGUGGAGCCAUUGGAGGAGUGGCCCUUCUGUGGCAGUCCCGCUAUCUGAUAGUAAUAGUUCGUGGAUUGGAUUUGCUCUAUUUGUUGUUUUCGAAAUCCUUGAGAAAGAAGAUUUCGACAGCAGACUGGUCCAUAUGGACUUUGUUGCUACGAACCACGAGUUGGGAAAUUUGGUGGCUUGUUCGAUAAAUUAG